UAAACCAGAGGACGGAGAGCGCAGCCUACAUCUCUGUGGUCUAUGACCAUGAGCCAGGUCACAUCAGUGCUUGUGACACAAGUGAUCGUGAGGUUGGCUGCCUUCGUUACAUGUAAAAUAAUUGUUAAUUUAAUGUUUGCAAUUUAAUGUCAUUUGCAUUCAACGAUUUUUUUCAAAUACUGAAAAAUCACUUAGCCUAAUCAAAAAUGGCAGAUAAUGAACACAAAGCUGUACAGUUAAUUGCUGAAGCUGAAAAAAAGUUAACAUCAACCAAAGGUUUCUUUAAUUCACUAUUUGGUUCAUCAAAAAUUGAAGAAGCUGUCGAAGCUUAUCAAAGAGCUGCAAAUCUUUUUAAAAUGUCAAAAAAAUGGAAUGAAGCUGGAAACUCUUUUUGCCAAGCAGCUGAUCUUAAUUCUAAAGCUGGGAGCAGACAUGAUGCUGCUUCCAACUAUAUUGAUGCUGCUAAUUGCUACAAGAAAUCAAAUGCUCCAGAAGCUGUCAACUGCUUAUUAAAAGCUAUUGAAAUAUACACUGACAUGGGCCGUUUCACAAUGGCAGCAAAGCACCAUCAGAGCAUAGCUGAAAUAUAUGAAAAUGAAGCGUUAGACUUGGAAAGAGCUGUCCAGCAUUACGAACAAGCUGCCGACUACUUUCGUGGAGAAGAAAGUAAUUCAUCUGCAAAUAAAUGUCUUCUAAAAGUAGCACAGUAUGCCGCUCAACUUGAGAAUUAUGAGAAAGCCAUUAAAAUUUAUGAACAGAAUUACAAACAAUAG
Molecule: messenger RNA, 773 nt
Organism: Copidosoma floridanum
Lineage: Eukaryota; Metazoa; Arthropoda; Insecta; Hymenoptera; Encyrtidae
Gene: alphaSnap
Product: Alpha-soluble NSF attachment protein
Biological process (GO): SNARE complex disassembly; intracellular protein transport
Cellular component (GO): SNARE complex; vacuolar membrane
Molecular function (GO): syntaxin binding; soluble NSF attachment protein activity
Source: RefSeq, a predicted model, not a curated record